AUGUCGUCCAAACAGCCCCAAGCUUCGUUGUUUCAGGUCUACCUUCGUCUGCGACCUCCGAUUGCGCAGAAUCACGACGAAAACGAGCGAUUCCUCACGGUCGAGUCACCAGAGGCAUCUCAAAAUGACGGCGAGAUUGUGGCACCGGUUUCAACCCAUAUCACACUGCAACCGCCCAGUGCUUCUCGAAAGCGUGCAAUCGAGAAAUUCGCCUUCACCAAGGUCUUUGAAGAGAACGCCUCACAGGUGGAUGUCUUCCAUGACACUGGCAUGGAGUCAUUGGUGAGGGGAGUCUUGAAGGAAAGCCGCGAUGGAUUGGUUGCGACACUGGGAGUUACAGGCAGUGGAAAGAGCCACACCAUCCUAGGAUCCAAGUCCCAGCGGGGUCUUACCCAAAUGGCCCUCGAUGUCAUCUUCCGGUCACUGGAGCCCACCGUGAAAACCGAGGACGGCAGCAUCAGUCCCAUGAUGCUCGCUUCUUUGGCCGCUUCUGAUGCUUCAGAGGCACAGAUUUUCUCUGCCCAGACAUUCCUGGACGCCGUCUACGGCGACCCCAAUGGAGGUCGCAACUCGAGAGCCCAAACUCCUAUGAGCCCUGGCCGUGCACACACCCCACUGACGGUACGGACACCCCAUUUCCUGAAUAGCCCCCAAGGAUCACACUCCUCGCGUCCACCCGCUCCUGGAACCGGUCUUCCCAGAUCGCAUAGAUACACUGGAAGCCCUCAAAAGGCGGACCUGAUCUUGGGUCCCAUCGGCAAGGAUCGAUCCGGUCAAGGCCUACAAUCGACUGAGCACUUUGGGAGGAUAACCCCAGGGCCCUUCAAUCCUCUUCCCUUUACACGCCCCAAUCCAUAUGAUAGCCGUUUAGCUAAAUCACGACUCUACGUCUUCCAGGAACCAACCCCUGCAUUGGUAUUUCCCCGCCGCCAGCAGCGUGAGCGACCUGUUACCGCGCCGAGAAUACCCGACGUGAGCCAUCUAGCCGUGGACUUGAAUGCGAACGCCGACUACGUGGUUUUGGUAUCCAUGUACGAGGUCUAUAAUGAUCGAAUCUUCGACCUCUUAACUCCAUCGAUUGUCCCUGGUCAGGGAAGCGCCAUGUCACGUGGAAACAGCCAAAAGGAUCGACGUCGCCCAUUGCUGUUCAAGCCUACUGAGGGCUCACCCGACCGAAAGCUUGUCGCAGGGCUCAGAAAGAUUGCCUGCAGCUCCUAUGAGGAAGCAUUGGCUAUCCUCGACGUUGGUUUGACGGAACGAAAAGUUACCGGCACUGGAGCAAACAGCGUCAGCUCCCGAAGCCAUGGUUUUUUCUGCCUUGAGGUCAAGAAACUGACACAUAGCAAACGCUACGGGGAGGCCAACUGGGUUGGAAACACCCUUACUGUUGUCGACCUGGCCGGCUCUGAGCGAGCGAGAACGGCGAAAACUGCCGGCGCUACUCUCGCGGAGGCCGGCAAGAUCAACGAAAGUCUGAUGUAUUUGGGACAGUGCCUCCAGAUGCAGAGCAAUUUGCAGGAUGGAAUCAAGACUGCUCUCGUUCCUUUCCGCCAAUGCAAAUUGACGGAGCUCCUGUUCUCCAACUCCUUUCCUUCGUCCAACCAAAUGUCUCGAGGUCUCCACCCACAAAAGGCUAUCAUGGUUGUGACAGCAGAUCCCUUGGGUGACUUCAAUGCCACUUCGCAGAUCUUGCGCUAUUCUGCGUUGGCCCGCGAAGUCACUGUUCCCCGAGUGCCCUCGCUCACUGAAUCCAUACUGUCGGCUGUCUCAAGCAAGGAACGAUCGGCCAGCGGACGUACCUCGCCAAACGUUGCUCAGAUCGAAGAAUUGGAGCGUGCUGCAGCGGAGAUCACGAGGCUCACAAAGGAUUGCCACGGUCUGGCUGUGAGACUUGCCGAGGAAGAGAUCGCACGAUCCGAGCUAGAAAUCAGACUUGCAGCUGCUGAGGACCGAUGCGUUAUGAUUGAACAAGAAGUCCGCGAAGAGUGCUGGGCUGAGAUGGAUGAGAUGAUGGAAGCAGAGCGGAAACGGUGGCAGACGGCCUGGGAUGAACAGUCUGGCCGUAAUGACGAGCACAUCGAUAAGAAGAUCGAGCUGGUUUCUCGAGGAUUUAACAUUUUUGAAGAUCCCGAGCCAACCUCCGAUCAGAAAGUGCAAGAUCUCGAGGACGAGAAUGAGCAGCUCCGCCGCCGCGUUGCAGCUCUUGAGCGUGAAAUGAGUUCUCAGUCACCCACGCGUAAGCCUCGAUCCAAGCAUGUCCCGCCCAGCCGAUCAUCCAAUCUCCUGGGCCGAGAAAGCGACAUUGAGAAUGCGUUGCAACGCAUGAACCAGUUGAACCUCACAGACAGCAUGUUCACACCUUCCUCACCAACUGCCUCGCCUGGCAAGAAACAGAGAAAAUUGCCAACCAGGAAGUUCGACUUGGCUCCUGAGAACGAGAUUUAA
This is a messenger RNA of Penicillium cinerascens, 2445 nucleotides long. RefSeq lists its product as uncharacterized. Lineage: Eukaryota; Fungi; Ascomycota; Eurotiomycetes; Eurotiales; Aspergillaceae. Gene Ontology annotation, molecular function: ATP hydrolysis activity; microtubule binding; microtubule motor activity. Gene Ontology annotation, cellular component: nucleus; kinesin complex; microtubule. The record is from RefSeq and is a predicted model, not a curated record. Gene Ontology annotation, biological process: microtubule-based movement. Bases 1 to 2445 code for a protein of 814 amino acids. The transcript is spliced from 6 exons.